Canariomyces notabilis is the source of this 1776-nucleotide messenger RNA. Its product is annotated as aromatic-L-amino-acid decarboxylase-like protein. Gene Ontology annotation, biological process: amino acid metabolic process. Bases 155 to 1714 code for a protein of 519 amino acids. The record is from RefSeq and is a predicted model, not a curated record. The transcript has 3 exons. Gene Ontology annotation, molecular function: pyridoxal phosphate binding; carboxy-lyase activity. Gene Ontology annotation, cellular component: cytoplasm. Lineage: Eukaryota; Fungi; Ascomycota; Sordariomycetes; Sordariales; Chaetomiaceae.
UUACCUCCGUACAGACUACCAGAAUGCCGACAACGGCCUUACACCCCGCAAUGGAACCGAGGAGAUCCUUCAUAUAUCAAAAACCAACACCCCGCGCCUCUCUGCCAGCACGUCUCUUAUUAUACAGUUUGGACAAACGAAGAAGCGAAGGAAAAUGGACUCGCAGGAAUUCAGAGCCGCAGCGGCAACGACCACUGACGAUAUUGUCAACUACUUUGACAACCUCGGUUCGAGAGAUGUAGUCUCGUCGGUUAGGCCAGGCUAUCUGAGGACGCUGCUCCCCGGGGAGGCUCCCCAAGAAGGGGAGCCGUGGGAAGACAUCCACAAGGAUAUUGAGGCCAAAAUCAUGCCGGGCAUAACACACUGGUCCCACCCAAACUUCCACGCCUUCUUCCCCUGCGCCACGAGCUACCCGUCCAUCCUGGCCGACCUCUACAGCUCCGCCCUGAGCGGCGCCUGCUUCAACUGGAUCUGCAGCCCCGCCGUGACGGAGCUCGAGACCAUCGUGCUUGACUGGCUGGCCAAGAUGCUCGGCCUGCCCGCCUGCUACCUCUCCACGGGUCCUACUCGGGGCGGGGGCGUGAUCCAGGGCUCGGCCAGCGAGGCCGUGCUUACGGCCAUGGUCGCGGCGCGGGACAAAUACCUGCGGGAGACGACCAAGAUCCCCAUCAGGUCUUCCGAGCUCUCCGACGAGGACGCCGAAGCCCUAGCCAUCAAGCGGUCGCGGAUGGUCGCGCUGGCCACGACGGCGACACACUCGUCGGCCCGGAAAGCCGCGCUGAUCCUGGGCGUGCGCUUCAAGGCCAUCCCCGUGCGCGCCGAGGACGGCUACGCGCUGACGAAACCCGUCCUCGCGGCCGCGCUGGCCGAGUGCCGGGCCAAGGGACUAGAACCCUUUUUCCUGGUCGCGACGCUCGGCACGACCGACACGUGCGCCGUCGACGACUUUGCCGGCAUCAGCGCCGCUCUGGAGGAAGACCCUGACGCAGCACUAGCAGAAAGUGAAAGUGGAAUAGCCAAGGGCGAGAUAUGGGUGCACGUGGACGCGGCCUAUGCCGGCGCGGCGCUCGUCUGUCCCGAGGUGCAGGAGGCGACUGGUCUUGCGGGACCGCUCGCGCGCUUCCACAGCUUCGACGUCAACAUGCACAAGUGGCUGCUGGUCAACUUCGACGCGUCGUGCCUGUACGUGCGCGACCGCGACUGGCUGGUGCAGGCCCUGUCGGUCAACCAGGCCGUGUACGGCAAGAAGCCUCUGGUUGACGCGGACGGCAACGACGUGCCCGAUUACCGCGAAUGGCAGAUCCCCCUGGGCCGGCGGUUCCGGAGCCUCAAGAUCUGGUUCGUUUUGCGGUCUUACGGCGUCCGCGCAUUGCAGGCCUACAUCCGGCGCACCAUGCGGCUCGGGGAGGAGUUUGCCGGCUGGGUGAAGGGCAGGCCGGAUUUGUUUGAGGUUUUGACGGGGCCGAGUUUUGCGCUGACCGUGUUCCGCAUGGCGGAGCGGUCGCAGGGGCAGUCGCUUGAGGAGCGGAAUGCCCUGACCAAGGCGCUGUACGAGAGGGUUAAUGCGACAGGGAAAUUAUGGUUGACCAGCACCGAGCUGGACGGCAAGUUGGCGAUUCGCUUGAUGACGGCCGUCAGGACUACCGAGAGAGCGCAUGUAAAAGCGGCAUUCAAGACGUUGGUUGAGGUGGCUACAGAGGUGAUCAGAGAGUGACCAGUGUCGUGAGGCAGGUAUCCGACUAGAUUACAUCUAUACCAUAGCAUAGGUGUAUCUGC